Messenger RNA from Cladophialophora carrionii CBS 160.54, 2070 nucleotides. RefSeq lists its product as uncharacterized. The transcript has a single exon. The coding region runs from base 1 to 2070 and encodes 689 amino acids. NCBI's taxonomy places the organism in Eukaryota, Fungi, Ascomycota, Eurotiomycetes, Chaetothyriales, Herpotrichiellaceae. The record is from RefSeq and is a predicted model, not a curated record.
AUGCCCAGCUUCAAGAUCCGAGGGGAUUCCGUCAGCUACAAAGAGUUCUUGCGGUACUUUCGGCGGAGGAAGAUCAAUGACCCUGUCACUUGGGUCCGAGAAUACAAGGACGACAAGUUCGUCCUGAGCGAUGAUGUGGAACUCGUCACUGCGUCCAAUCUCUCUUCAAAAGACUCAAGCUCAUGCGACGAGGACCCGGUCGACGUAUUUGGACCCCAUCACAUGGCUACAUUUCCUUACCAACAUCAUGAGCAGCUACCGGGUACAGACCCGGCCAAUCCCGCUGACAUGUAUCAAUGGAGUUCGGAUCACUGUUGGAACAGCGAUGAAAACGUCCAACAUCUAUCAGACGGGUUUUACUCAGAACAAUCUGUGCCUGUCGCCACGACGGCCUUGGUACACAACAACAGCAGCCUUUACCCUAUCUCGGUGCCAAUCUUCCUGAGGUCUCGUGCUUCCACCCUAUCCGAGCACCUAGAUUACAGCAUAAUGGGUUACAUGAGCUGCUACCUAAUCACAUCUCAUUUGGAAACCCAGCUGGAACCAGCCAUCCACGCCCUCACUACCCAUGCAAUCUUUGCAUCCAAGAUGCAGGACGGCAUCUCAGCGUUAGCGAACCUUGCGUUGACCGAAUCAUCCACCAAAGCCGUACCAAGAAGCAAGAAGCGAGAUCCAGCGGCCACUAAAGCCCUAACGAGCUUUAGAAACGGCUUCCAGCUGCUUGAAGAGAUCUUGAUCAACCACAAUCCCAUGUCUCUAGCCUUGGUAUUCGGUGUAAUCUGCGAAUUGGCAAGCCACACGACCAAUCCCAGACUGCAAGUUAUGGGUGUCCACGUUCUCCUGAGUCAGCUGCUUUCUUAUAUCCAUGAAAGGUCGGGGGCUCUGCUGGGGCCAGAAUACCCAUUGACAACAUUCUUCGGGCUUCUACUACAAGAAUAUCAACGCCCCAGUGCAAGCACUACUCCAGGAUCACCACCCCUCGCCGAUUCUAUUCUUAAAAGCUUGGAAAUGGCCAUUAUCCAAAUGCAGCUGUCCUCGAGUCAGCUCCCUGGUGCGGCACCGGAAGAAGCAACAUCGUCAGACUGGAGGGCUCUCUACCUCCGAGAACGUCUCUGCGAUGCUCUUUACCACUCGGGGUCAAGCUUUGAAAUCCCGCGCGCGAGCAUGCGCAAAUCACUGCUGCACGAUCAGGAAGCCAAAUACGGCCCAACCGCCAGGAAUGUUCUCUGGACAUUGACGAAUGUCGCGGACGAUUGUCUCGCAAGCGGUGACGUAGAGGCCGCGGUCGAACAUUUCGAAGAAACUCUGAGGCGUGCAAAGACGUUGAGCGACGUCUAUGGACGAGAAAAAACGAGCUUUGCGGCCCUAGAGGGCCUGGGCAGAUGCUAUGUUGUGAAAGCCGACCGAGUGCAGGUCGAGGAGGAGCGUGUCCCACGCCGGUGGCAGGGCCAAGACCAAGCACAUGUGUUGCAGGACGCGCUGCAGUCGGCCUCGGGACAACCGCCUGCGUGUUGCUCAUGCCAAUGCCACGGUGGUCUGUCCUCAUCAUCAGCGACGUCGGCGUCGACAACCAUGUCCUCGGGUACCACUAUGGAUUCGACAGCAACGUCGACGCCGACGCCGACGACAACCCUGCCGCGGUCAGCACGGUUGCAAGCACCAGCCGAGAGCGCCAAGACGCAACAUCUCAAGUCCGCCCUCCAUUACUUCUCGACCGCCGAGUCCAGGGCAAGGAUGUACUUUGAGGCAUCGAGCCGACGUAUCGCCCGCGUCAGCCUGCGCAGACAAGAAGUCGUGGACAUGCUCGGCCGCACGACGCCCCCUUCGACCGACUCGGACUCGGGUCCCAGCUCGGGGGAUGCAUCAGACGACGAGUUUCACUUUCACCAUAUAGCUACAAAUACGAGUCUUCCAGAACAGGACGGCGGCGGCGGCGGCAGCAGCAGCAGCAGCGGUGGGGCCCACGGCCUCUAUGGGUUCAUGCUCAACCUUGGAUAUCACUUCGACGAUACAGGUGGUACGGGCGUAGGCACAGGCAGCACUCCGGCCCCACCGGCCAUGGCGAGCUGA